This is a messenger RNA of Cylindrotheca closterium, 432 nucleotides long. NCBI's taxonomy places the organism in Eukaryota, Bacillariophyta, Bacillariophyceae, Bacillariales, Bacillariaceae. The record is from the annotation of a GenBank genome assembly.
AUGGGAACAGUACAUGAUGUCAGCAAUGAUGACAUCAAGGAGGAACAGGAGGAACAAGAAGAAAGUUUAUAUGAUCGAGAAGGAGAUGAUGGUACCAAGCAUGAACGGUACCAAGGACUUACAAGAUCACAGCAUGACAUCUUUCAUCAGCUGCACAAGUUACCACUGAAAAAGAACUGUGAAGCAACUGCAUUUUUUUAUCAAAUGAUACUUGCAGCAACCUGGAUUAACAAUCAAGAAGAUUACUCCAACAUUGUGACUGCACUUCAAAACAAUCACAAUGUUGAGGACAUUGCAGCUCACAAGUUCUUCAAUAGGGGAUAUUGGAGGCAGCAUGUGCGACGACUUACCCCAACCCCAGAAAACCAUGCCGGCAAUCUGGAGAAGGUGAAAAGCUUUGUGUCGUCUGACAAUCGCUUCAAGGAAUAUUGA